Triticum dicoccoides is the source of this 627-nucleotide messenger RNA. RefSeq names its product zinc finger protein ZAT5-like. The transcript has a single exon. The record is from RefSeq and is a predicted model, not a curated record. Lineage: Eukaryota; Viridiplantae; Streptophyta; Magnoliopsida; Poales; Poaceae. Bases 91 to 627 code for a protein of 178 amino acids.
CAUAUCAACUCGUUCAUUCUCCAUUCUCUUACACGACAACCAAGCUAGCUCGAGGUCUACGAAGGACAGGAAAUCGGAGGAUCAAACUACAUGGGAGCGGGGAUGAAGCGCGCGAGCGACGAGGAGGUAUUGUCAUUGGCCCUGGCACUGACCACGGACUCAUCAACGUCGUCCACGACGUCAGCAGACUCGGCCGACGGCUCACCAGCCAAGAAAGCGCGGCGGCGCACGAGGGGCACCGUGGUGGCGACGUCCGGUGAGGGGGAGUUUGUGUGCAAGACGUGCGGCCGUGCCUUCGCCUCGUUCCAGGCGCUCGGCGGUCACCGGACGAGCCACCUUCGGGGCCGCCACGAGCUGGAGCUCGGCGUCGGCAUCUCCAGGGCCAUCAGAGAACGGAGAAGACGGGAGAACAAGCAGCACGAGUGCAGCAUCUGCGGCAUGGGGUUCGAGAUGGGCCAGGCGCUCGGGGGACACAUGAGGCGUCACCGCGAGGAGAUGGCACUGCGCGGCCGCGGCGACGACGAGCAGUGGGUGUGUCGCGGUGUCGAGCUACAGCCGGGUCAGGUGGUGACGGGGCACCAGACCACUUCCAACCAGCCGCCCGUCUUGCUCAACUUGUUCGUCUAG